Erigeron canadensis is the source of this 330-nucleotide messenger RNA. RefSeq lists its product as uncharacterized. The record is from RefSeq and is a predicted model, not a curated record. The transcript has a single exon. NCBI's taxonomy places the organism in Eukaryota, Viridiplantae, Streptophyta, Magnoliopsida, Asterales, Asteraceae. Bases 1 to 330 code for a protein of 109 amino acids.
AUGGGAAAUUGCGUAAGGAAAGAUUCCGACAAACAAUGGGGCGGGGAUUACUGGGGAUCUCCAAUAGCGUCACCAGAACAUGCCUUACUUUCGGGCCAACCAUGUCAAGUAGUUCAAAAAAAUGAUCAAGAUUCCUAUAAAAGACCGUCUACCGAGACAAAGAUAAAGAUAAAAAUAACGAAAAAACAGUUGGAGAAAAUAUUGGACAUGAAGGAAAUGCAAGGAUUGACAUUACAACAAGUGUUGGAUCAUUUGAUCAAUGGUCGAGACGACGGAUUUGAAUCGAAUCAACGCUCGUGGAGACCUGCUCUUCAGAGUAUAGCCGAAUGA